Messenger RNA from Protobothrops mucrosquamatus (brown spotted pit viper), 1427 nucleotides. RefSeq names its product SH3 domain containing ring finger 1 (gene SH3RF1). The record is from RefSeq and is a predicted model, not a curated record. Gene Ontology annotation, cellular component: cytosol. Gene Ontology annotation, biological process: positive regulation of JNK cascade; protein ubiquitination; positive regulation of proteasomal ubiquitin-dependent protein catabolic process. Gene Ontology annotation, molecular function: metal ion binding; ubiquitin protein ligase activity; protein binding. The annotation marks the transcript as partial. NCBI's taxonomy places the organism in Eukaryota, Metazoa, Chordata, Lepidosauria, Squamata, Viperidae. The transcript is spliced from 6 exons.
GAAAUAGGGAGGGGCGGAAAGAACAGCAGCGAAGAGGAACCUCUUCUAUACUGGGGUGGAGAGAGCGAGCGCGACGGCGGCUCCUCGCGGGAACAAAGAGGCGCGAAAACGCGAAGGCUGAGAGGAAAGGGGGCACUCUUCGUCUCGCUCCAAGGGCCGCGGAGAUGAAAGAAGAGUGAAGAGGCAUGGAUAUAACAUGAAUUGCUUAACGAGUUCAGAAAAAAUAGGAAUUAUUUCUCAGUUAACUAAAUAAAAUGGAUGAGUCAGUCUUAUUGGAUCUGUUGGAGUGUCCUGUCUGUUUAGAACGUCUGGAUGCUUCUGCAAAAGUCUUGCCUUGUCAACAUACAUUUUGUAAAAGAUGUCUCUUGGGCAUUGUGAACUCACGCAGUGAGCUUCGUUGUCCUGAAUGUAGGACGUUAGUAGACUGCAAUGUUGAUGAACUUCCUAGUAAUAUUUUGCUUGUUCGACUACUAGAUGGCAUCAAACAAAGGCCUCAGAAAUCAACUAAUUUAAUGACAUGCACAAAUUUAUUAAGAGCCCAAACUAGCACUGUUGCUAAUUACAUUCAAAAAGACCUACAUAAUUCUCAAAAUGUCCAGCAACAGAGAGUACAGGCACGAAGUCCACCUGUUAGGGGUGUACCUCAAUUACCUUGUGCCAAAGCAUUAUAUAACUAUGAGGGGAAAGAGUCUGGAGAUCUUAAAUUCAACAAAGGUGACAUCAUCAUAUUACGUCGGCAAGUUGAUGAAAAUUGGUAUCAUGGAGAAGUCAAUGGUAUCCAUGGAUUUUUUCCUACCAAUUUUGUCCAGAUAAUUAAACCAUUACCUCAGCCUCAACCUCAGUGCAAAGCACUUUAUGAUUUUGAAGUUAAAGAUAAGGAAGCUGACAAGGAUUGUUUACCCUUUUCAAAGGAUGAUAUUCUUACUGUGAUUCGCCGAGUAGAUGAAAAUUGGGCUGAAGGAAUGUUGGCUGACAGAAUUGGAAUAUUUCCUAUUUCAUAUGUUGAGUUUAACUCAACAGCAAAACAACUUAUUGAACUAGACAAACCAUCAGUUUCUACAGUAGAUUCUGGAGAAGGCACCUCUGGUACAUCCCAUUGCAAUUCAGUUCAAAAGUAUACUGAUGUGAAGAAGAACACCAAAAAACGCCAUUCUUUUACUUCCCUUACCAUGUCCAAUAAGGCUUCACAGUCUUCUCAGAAUCGUCACUCAAUGGAAAUAAGCCCUCCUGUUCUCAUCAGCUCCAGUAAUCCAACUGCUGCAGCACGGAUAACUGAGCUUUCAGGUCUUUCUUGCAGUGCACCUUCUCAGGUUCACAUUAGUACCACAGGACUAAUUGUAACCCCACCACCCAGCAGUCCAGUAACAACAGGACAUUCAUUUACCUUUCCACCUGAAGUCACUUACCAAGCUGCUUUUGCUGUAAGU